Molecule: messenger RNA, 2109 nt
Organism: Colletotrichum higginsianum IMI 349063
Lineage: Eukaryota; Fungi; Ascomycota; Sordariomycetes; Glomerellales; Glomerellaceae
Product: Ribosome biogenesis protein Kri1
Exons: 2
Coding region: 1-2109 (702 amino acids)
Biological process (GO): endonucleolytic cleavage in ITS1 to separate SSU-rRNA from 5.8S rRNA and LSU-rRNA from tricistronic rRNA transcript (SSU-rRNA, 5.8S rRNA, LSU-rRNA)
Cellular component (GO): nucleolus; 90S preribosome
Source: RefSeq, a predicted model, not a curated record
AUGGCGCCCGAGUCAAAGAAAGAAAAGGCGCCGAAAAGGGUCAACCUUUUGGACGACAGCGACUCAGACGAGGAGGAUGGAGGGGCAGACAUCGCGACGCCGCAGCUGAAGGUCAACGAGGAGUACGCGAAGCGCUUCGAGCACAACAAGAAGCGCGAGGAACUACAAAGACUGGAGGAAAAGUACAAGAAAACCGGCAAAGGUAACGACGACGACGACUCAGACGCCGACUCGUCUUCGUCGGACGAGACCGAGGACGAAGAGGGGUUCCUCGCGACGGAAGACCUAGACGCCCAAAUUUCGGCCACGCUCAGCGCGAUCAAGAACAAGGACCCGAGGGUGCUCGACAAGAACUUCUCCUUCUUCCAGGAAGCCGCCGCCGCCGAGGCGACGCCCUCCAAGAAGAAGGAGAAGCCUCUGUUCCUCAAGGACUACCACCGCGAAAAGAUUCUGGCCGGAGGCGUCGGAGCCUCGGACGACGAGGACGAAGACGGCCCGCCGCCGCCGCAGACGUACAACCAGGAGCAGGACGCCCUCAAGAAGUCCAUUGUCUCGGAGAUCAACAAGGCCGCCGAGUCGGACAACGAAGAUGACUUUGUGCAGCGGAAGCCGGGACAGGAAGUCGUGCAGCCGGUGGACCUCGGCGACGAGGGCAUCCACCCGGCGCGCGCGGCCAAUGUCAACCCGUACAAGAAGAAGACCAAGAAGCAGAUCACCGAGGAGGACAUCGCCAAUGCCGAAAAGGACCCGGAGCUCUUCCUGUCCAACUUCAUGGCGGCGCGCGCUUGGACCGAGGGCGGAGAGCACAACUGGAAGGCGUUCGAGUCAGACGAGGGCGAGGGCGACGAGGGCGAGCUGUACGACAAGUUCGAGGAGGCCUACAACCUCCGCUUCGAGGACCCGGACAAGGCCAACCAGGCCCUGAAGACGUACUCGCGUGAGAUUGUCAGCGCGCGGUCGGUCCGCAAGGAGGCGGCCAGCUCGCGCAAGAAGCAGCGCGAAGCCGAACGGGAGCGCAAGGAGGCGGAGAAGCAGCAGCGCAAGGAUGAGAAGGCGCGCCUGCGCAAGCUCAAGCUCGAGGAGGCCGAGGAGAAGCUCAAGAAGAUCAAGCACGCGGCGGGCGUGAGCGGCAAGGAGCUCAAGGACGAGGAGUGGCUGCGUUUCCUCAACGACGCGUGGGACGACGACAAGUGGGAGGACGAGAUGAAGCGCCGGUUCGGUGAGGACUACUACGCCGUGGCCGAAGGCGCCGGCUCCGACUCGGAAGAGGACGCGGACGCGGAGGACGGCGACGACGACAAGAAGCGGAAGAAGAAGAAGAAGCCCAAGAAGCCCACAUGGGACGACGAUAUCGACAUCAAGGACAUCAUCCCUGACUUUAAGGACGUUACGGAACACCCACAAAUCACCCUCUCGGACGACGAAACAGCAGCGGCGGCAGCAGCAGCCGCCGCGGCCGCGGAAGAGCAAGAAGACGACGACGACGAAGAUGAAGAUGGACGCCCGUCCAAGAAGCGCAGGACGACAAAGGACCUCAAGAAGGAACGCCUGGACGCCAAAAAGGCCGCCAAGGCGGAGCGCGCCAAGCUCGAGGCCCUCGUGGACGCCAAGAUGGACCUCGACAUCCCCGCGUCCUCGUCGUCCAGGAACGCCGGCGGCGCCGACGGCGAGGUGCCGGCCUUCCGGUACCGCGAGACGUCGCCCCAGGCCUUUGGCAUGACGGCGCGCGACAUCCUGCUGGCGCCCUCGGACGCGGCGCUCAACAGCUUCGCCGGCCUCAAGAAGCUCGCGACGUUCCGCGACGAGGACAAGAAGCGCAAGGACAAGAAGCGCCUCGGCAAGAAGGCCCGCCUCCGCCAGUGGCGCCGGGAGCACUUUGGCCAGGAGUACGAGCGCACGGGGCCGACCUUUGGCCUCGACGAGGUCGAGGUCAAGGAGAAGAAGAGCCGGAAGCGGGGGAAGCGUGCGGCCGGCGGCGGCGGCGGCGGCGGCGACGGCGAGAGGGCCGAGGAGAACGCCGACGACGGCGGCGCCGCGCUGGACGGCGAGAGCAAGAAGCGCAAGAGGUCGAGGGGGAAGAAGAAGGCCGACGGCGUCGCCGAGGAGUGA